Peronospora matthiolae is the source of this 945-nucleotide messenger RNA. NCBI's taxonomy places the organism in Eukaryota, Oomycota, Peronosporomycetes, Peronosporales, Peronosporaceae. The record is from the annotation of a GenBank genome assembly.
AUGGGGCUGCGACUGCCUGGAAUGUUGCGCUACUUCACAUUGGCGCUCCUGCCGUCACCCUCGACUAGCGACCUCAUCGACCACAUCGAUCAAGUGGCUGUAUCCUAUGCUAUGUACAGCACCGGCCUCGCCCUCGUCCUCACCUUCACUGUCUUGCUAGCCUCUGUGUAUCUGCUCCCUCACUGGUUCUUACGCUGCCUCAAGUGGCACUCGCAUCCUUCUGUGCUCUGGAGCGUCAGCACGUCGUCUCAAGUCUGUUCACUGACGAUUGACGACUCACCCACACCUUCGACGCCUGCGAUCCUCGACAUCCUCGCUGAACACAAGGUCAAGGCCACGUUUUUCAUCAUCUCAGGCCUCAUUCCUGGCAAUGAAGAGGUCCUGCGACGCAUCGUGCGAGAAGGUCAUACGCUGGCCAACCACCUCACUGAAGACCGGGCCAGCAUCCUGGACGAGCUUCACGUCUUCGAGCAGAAGCUGCUGAAGUGUGACCGAGCCAUUAACCAGUUCCAACCUGCAGCGGACGAGACGGCCGAGCCAUUAGAGACGCAGCAGAAGGACAGACCGGAGAAUGUCCAGCUAGAGACAAAUGUGAACGACGUGAAAACGGACGGCGGUAAUCGACCAAGAAGCAGGUGGACGCGUCCAGCGUCUGGGUGGUUUACGACACCCAUGCGCGAAAUUCUCACGCGUCAUAAUUACCGCAUCUGUUUGGGCAGUGUGUACCCACAUGAUGCGCAGAUUCAGUCGGAGACUUUAAACUCGAUCUUCUUGCGAGCACGCACUAGCUGCGGAUCGGUGAUCAUUGUGCACGACAGGUCGUGGACAAUAGGUGUCUUGGAGACCGCUCUUCCUGCGCUUACGCGCAGAUUCACGUUCGUGACUUUGGACGAGCUCUUGUUGUAUCACGAAACCAAGUUGACAAAGCGGGUAAAUGAAGCUUAA